AGUGGCAUCGCCGAACAUGCUUGUUUCUCGGUCUUCUCUCUCUCUCUCUCUCUCUCUCUCUCUGUUUCAUAUUCGCCCAUCGUAUUCUCGCUUGUUUUAUUUAUAUUUUAACUUGCCAUUAUUGACACAAGUGCUUCACAUCAAGGUUGAAUUCACAGACUGAACAAAAAGAAGAAGAAGAAGACCAAGUGAGAGAGGAUGGAUCAGAAGCCGAAGACGAAGAUCGUGUGCACCCUGGGACCUGCAUCCAGGUCGGUGCCGAUGGUCGAGAAGCUUCUCCGUGCCGGAAUGAACGUGGCCCGCUUCAACUUCUCCCAUGGCUCCCACGAGUACCAUCAGGAGACCCUCAACAACCUCAGGGCCGCCAUGGAUUCCACCGGAAUUCUCUGCGCCGUCAUGCUCGAUACCAAGGGUCCCGAGAUUCGAACUGGAUUUUUGAAGGAUGGCAAACCCAUCCAGCUCAAACAGGGUCAAGAAAUCACCAUAUCCACUGACUACAGCCUCAAGGGUGAUGAAAAUGUGAUUUGCAUGAGCUACAAGAAGUUGGCUGAGGAUGUCAAGCCAGGGAGCAUGAUACUGUGUGCUGAUGGUACCAUCUCAUUUUUGGCUUUAUCUUGUGACAAAGUAAAGGGCCUCGUCAGAUGCCGAUGUGAGAACUCUGCCAUGCUCGGUGAGAGAAAGAAUGUUAAUCUUCCAGGGGUCGUUGUGGAUCUCCCUACCUUAACAGAAAAGGACAAAGAAGAUAUUCUCAAGUGGGGGAUUCCAAACAAGAUUGACAUGAUUGCUCUGUCUUUUGUUCGGAAAGGUUCAGAUCUAGUGGAGGUUCGCAAGCUCCUUGGAAAGCAUGCUAAGAACAUCCUACUCAUGUCAAAGGUGGAGAAUCAGGAAGGAGUCGCAAACUUUGAUGAUAUCCUUGCAAAUUCAGAUGCAUUCAUGGUGGCACGAGGUGAUCUUGGAAUGGAAAUUCCAAUUGAAAAGAUCUUUCUGGCUCAGAAAGUGAUGAUCUAUAAGUGCAACAUCCAAGGAAAACCUGUUGUAACGGCAACACAGAUGUUGGAAUCAAUGAUCAAGUCUCCCCGUCCAACUAGGGCUGAAGCUACUGAUGUUGCAAAUGCAGUUCUAGAUGGCACAGACUGUGUGAUGUUAAGUGGUGAGACUGCUGCUGGAGCUUAUCCUGAACUUGCAGUCCGCACCAUGGCAAAAAUAUGCGUAGAAGCAGAAAGCACCCUUCACUAUGGAGAUGUCUUCAAAAGGAUUAUGGAGCACUCCCCGGUGCCCAUGAGCCCAUUAGAGAGCCUGGCUUCUUCUGCUGUUAAAACAGCCAACUCAUCCAAAGCAGCUCUAAUUUUGGUCUUAACCAGAGGAGGAAGUACUGCAAAACUAGUGGCCAAGUACAGGCCAGGCAUGCCUAUACUGUCUGUUGUUGUCCCUGAGAUUAAGACUGACUCUUUUGACUGGUCAUGCAGUGAUGAAGCUCCAGCAAGGCAUAGUCUAAUUUUCCGUGGCUUGGUUCCAGUCUUAAGUGCAGGAUCAUCUAGGGCCUCUCAUGCAGAAACAACUGAAGAAGCUCUGGAGUUUGCCAUUCAACAUGCUAAGGCAAAGGGACUGUGCAAGAAUGGAGAUGCUGUUGUGGCUCUGCAUCGUGAUGGAAAUGCAUCUGUGAUCAAGAUCUUGACUGUGAAGUGAGUUUGAUUCAGAUCAUCAUGAUAAUUUUUUGUUCUCCUUUUGGGCCUUCUCAGAAGGAACUGAUGACAAUGCCUAUAACUUUUGCCUGGUUUUUAAUGUGUGUUUUUGGAUGCAAAAACAUCAAACUGUCACCCAUCUCUUGUGAUGAGACGGGGGCUUUGAUAUCUACUUUAUAAUUGCUCAGUGCGACAUGGAACUUAAUUCAAUACUAUUAGGAUCAUUUGCUAUA
This is a messenger RNA of Rosa chinensis, 1915 nucleotides long. Its product is annotated as pyruvate kinase, cytosolic isozyme. The transcript is spliced from 3 exons. The coding region runs from base 199 to 1686 and encodes 495 amino acids. The record is from RefSeq and is a predicted model, not a curated record. Gene Ontology annotation, cellular component: cytoplasm. Gene Ontology annotation, biological process: glycolytic process. NCBI's taxonomy places the organism in Eukaryota, Viridiplantae, Streptophyta, Magnoliopsida, Rosales, Rosaceae. Gene Ontology annotation, molecular function: magnesium ion binding; potassium ion binding; pyruvate kinase activity.